ACAGUGCCGAUGCAACUACAACAAAAAACAGCUGACUGCCUUUCUCUUUACCUUGCAAUCACAGCUGAUUCUAACUAGUACUUGCUGUUUCUUAUCAGAAAAAUAUCAGGUGUAAUAGCACUUAAAUAGUUCUCAAUUAAAAGGGCAAUGAAUAGGUGUAUGUGCGAGCAUAGAAUAGAAGUGGAUAAUCUGGACAACGGAGAAAUCAUUAACCAUACAAUACUUCUUAUUAAGGGGCACAUCCGUCAGCCACGAUUUCCAUUGCCCAACAACACAACAAAAAAGUGUGUGGAGGAGCAACUUGUAUUGCGGUUGAGACAGCAAUCAGUGCAUGCAGAUAGUGCAGGGGAAUUGCAACAACAUACCCCAAUAUCAAGAAACGGCCAGUUCAAACUGCUAUGUGAUCUGGGUCAACAUGUGUCACUAGCAGAGGAGGUUCAAUUGCAAUUAGAUUUUAGUUUCUGCAAUACUUCGCAUCAAUUGGAGAUUUUAUAUAAAGCUGCCGAUAGCAGCAACAAAAAGUAUCGUUUGCAACCGUUGUAUAUUACAUGUUCUAAACAAAGUGUGCCCGAGGAGCUUGUUCAUGAAAAUUGUGAGAAAAUAAACUUGAAUUUACGUUUGGUUCAAUGUAUCUAUGCCGAACAGCUAAGAACAGCGGGUUUUGGCAGGCGUACCUUUACGAUAAACGGCGAUUGUCAAGUAUUUGAGUCCAAUUUAUCGUGCGAAGAAGUUUGGCAGCAGAACGAGAAAGACUUGUGGCAAAAUUUCGCACAAGAGCUACUUACUUCCAGCAAUUGGGGUGAAGAUUCCAAACUGAAAUUUGUGGCAUUCAUUAGUUGUACGAGAUAUGACGGUGCGGCAGUAGCUGCCUCAGGCGACUUUUCAUAUGCAAAUAUACGCAUUCAUUUAAAGGGACACGCAGCCCUGGGAGGUGGGGGCCUGGCACUUUUUGGCGCAGCCUAUUUAUUUGCAUGGCCGCAGACUUGUAAUGCAAUACAAACUUGCUUUGGAAGCACCAAAGAAGUAGAUCUAACGGAAUUGCCCGAUGACAGCAACUAUCGACGUACAUACGGCGGAGUUUAUGCCACUACUUUAGGCGCUGUAGUGCAUGAAAUCGGGCACACCUUUGAUCUGGGGCACACUCAAGAUGGUGUGAUGGGCAAUGGCUUUGAUUAUGUAAAUCGAGUUUUUACCUUAGAUAAUCUGACGGAACAUCUGCCAGAUAGAAUCAUACAGCACGUGGCGCCAAAAGUGAUCGCUCAAGUAGCAACUCGUCCCCGUUUUACACAACUCAAGCGCACGACAAAUUCUUUUCUCGACAAAUACCACGAACAAAAAACAAGCGAUUCUUUUUAUUUUACCCGCAAUUGUGCAGUAAUUUUAGCGCACCAUAAAUGGUUCAGAAUUCACAAUGGAAGCGCUGACGAAGAGAGAGCGGGCGAUGCGGAGAUAACGUAUGAUGCGGUUAAUAAUUGUGUCAUAUCCGCAGGAGACAAUCAUCCGUUGUGCUUGAUUGAGGUGCGUUGCAUGGACAAUAGUUUAGUUAAAUACUGGUACGAGUUGCAAUCGGGCAAAGACAUCGAUGAGAUUUAUACAUUUCAUUUGCCAAAAGAGGCACACGAGGAAAAUCACUAUUUAUUCGUGCUGACAAAGACGGGGUUGACGAAGCGAUUUAAUGAAUACUAAAAUUCAAAUAUUUGCAAAUAUUUCGUAUUUUGCAAAUUUCUAGGUAAUGCAACACUAUUUCCUGCGUCGCUGAUGCUCUAAUAGCAACUUAUUUAAAAACUCAUUUGAGAGCCUUUGCAUUUGCAAGAAAGUAUUUCAUUACACUUGCAAAAGUGCAUAUACCUACAUAUAGUAUGUAUGUAUGUACAUAACUGUGUCGCCGUCUCUUGGAAGCAGUACAAUGAACAA
Molecule: messenger RNA, 1914 nt
Organism: Rhagoletis pomonella (apple maggot)
Lineage: Eukaryota; Metazoa; Arthropoda; Insecta; Diptera; Tephritidae
Exons: 2
Coding region: 148-1686 (512 amino acids)
Source: RefSeq, a predicted model, not a curated record